Messenger RNA from Lineus longissimus, 1431 nucleotides. RefSeq names its product heterogeneous nuclear ribonucleoprotein D-like. Gene Ontology annotation, biological process: regulation of gene expression. Gene Ontology annotation, cellular component: chromatin; nucleoplasm. Bases 1 to 1278 code for a protein of 425 amino acids. The record is from RefSeq and is a predicted model, not a curated record. The transcript has 10 exons. Lineage: Eukaryota; Metazoa; Nemertea; Pilidiophora; Heteronemertea; Lineidae. Gene Ontology annotation, molecular function: RNA binding.
AUGGACUCCGAAUAUGCCGAGGAAGGCCAAAAUGGUCAAGAAGAAUAUGCCGUCGAAUACAACGACAACGAGGGAAAUGGUGAAGAUUUUCAUGAAGAUGAUGAUGAUCGACAUCAUCUAGAUCAUGAUGACGAUGACGAAAACCACGAACAUGAUGAACGUGACGAGUAUGAUGAACAUGGACAUGACGAUGCCGACGACGACAGGAAACUGUUUGUGGGUGGUCUGACUUGGGAUACAACAGAUAAGGAUUUGAAGGAGUAUUUUUGUACGUUUGGUCCCGUCCUCAAGGCUGAAUUGAAGGUUGACCAGAUAUCUGGAAGAUCAAGAGGUUUUGCAUUUGUCACAUUCAAAGAUGGUGAAGCUAAGAAAAAGGUUGCUGCCUGUCGUGAACAUAAGUUAAAUGGCAAGCGGAUAGACCCGAAAGCAGCUAAACCUCGAGGUAAAGAUCCAGUGCGGAAGGUGUUCGUUGGAGGAAUUGACCAUCAUAUCAAAGAUGAAGAUAUAAGAGACCAUUUUGAACAGAAUUUUGGACCGGUAACAGACAUUGAACGACCAAGAAACAAGAAAUUCUGCUUCAUCACAUUUGACAAGGAAGAACACGCCAAGAGUGCGAUGACUGAUUCUAAACAAACCAUCUGCGAUUGUAUGUGCGAUGUAAACGAAGCUACACCAAAGGAGGAUCAUCGCGGGGGCCCACCCGGUGGACCUGGAGGUCGUGGAGGACGAGGAGGUCAUUGGGGAGGACCACACGGUGGGUACGAUGAUGGUUAUUAUGGUCCACCACGUGGAGGACCCAGAGGUCGAGGACGAGGAGGCAGAGGUGGAGGCCCAGGCUGGAACAACGAAGGUUAUGGGAACGACUAUUACGAUUACGGCCAAGGCCAAGAUUACAACUAUGACUACAGCCAACAGGGAUAUGAUCCAAAUGGUUGGAAUAAUUACAACUACCAAGAUUAUUACAAUAAUUACUACAACUAUGAUCCCAAUUACUAUUCGAAUUGGUAUGGUCAGGGCUAUGACCAGUCACAAGCAGGUGGUGAUUGGAAUGCAUAUUGGAAUAGCCAGCAAUAUUACAAUGACUAUUACAAGAAUUACUAUGCGCAACAGAGCCAGGGCCAGGACUCGUCCCAGUCACAGACACAACAGCCUGCAGCAGGAGACCAGGCACAAGCGUCAUCGUCAACGACAGAAGAUGACAGUAAUGGUGGCUAUCAAGGCAAAUCUCGUGGUCGAGGCAGAGGCAGAUAUCAUCCAUAUCAGCAGCAAAGCGAAUAGAUCUGUUGUGUUCAGCAAAAAUGUGGAAGCUGGUGGAAACGGCAGAGAAAAAAGAUCAUGGUACACUGGGCUGCAAUCAUUCCUACUGACCGUGCUGUGGAACUUCUUAGAGGAGCCCGAGACCUUCAGAGCAUCAAGUUUCUUGUGUCAGGC